CGGACCGAACGGAGCUGAGCGGGACCGAACCGGAUCGAAUCGGAGCGGUUCGGAGCAGAUCGGAGUCACUCGGCUCGACUCGGCUCGGAACGAGCGGCUCCCGGGGCCGGGCCGGGGGGUCUCCGCGAUGCGGCGGGGCCGGUCGGUGCUGCGGGUCCCGGGGCCACCGCUGCCGCCGCUGCUGCUGCUGCUGCUGCUCUGCCCGGUGCCCGGGCAGGGCGGGGGGUGCGGGAGGACGACGGCGGCGGGGGGGUGCUGCACCCCCUGUCCCACCAGCUUCGGCGUCACCGAGCCCUGCGGCCACACCGACACCCGCUGCCAGCCCUGCACCCACAACGAGGACCUGGAGGGGGAGCCAGUGACGGGGGGCCCCUCGCCCGCCACCCCCGAGUUCGUGCCACCGCCCGAGGCCACCGGCAAGGACAUCAUCCCCGUCUACUGCUCCCUCCUGGCCGCCGUGGUGGUGGGACUCCUUGCCUACGUGGCCUUCAAGUGCUGGCACACGUGCAGGCAGAAGCAGCAGCUGGCCAAGGCGCGAGCGGGGGACUUGGGGACGUCACCGGAGGGGGAGAAGCUGCACAGUGACAGUGGGGUCUUCCUCGACACCCACAGCCUGCAGGAGCCCCACCCGCCCGGCAAGGCCCCCCGUCCCGAGGGACACCCGUUGAGCGUGGUGCCGCCGCAGCGGCAGGAGGAGCUGGAGCGGCUGCUGGAGACCGGGGGUCCCGGGGGGGACUGGCGCAGCCUGGCCGCACGCCUGGGUUUCGGCCCCGACGCCAUCGGCACCUUCGGCCGGGGCCGGGCACCCACCCGCACCCUGCUCAGCACCUGGGCCGGCGCCGAGGGGGCCACCCUGGAGACCCUGUGCCAGGCCCUGGCCGCCAUCGGCCGGCAGGACGCGGCUCGGCGCUUGGCGGCACCGGGGGACGCCACCUCCGCCGUGUGACCCCCCCCGCCGCGGGGGCUCCCCGCUUUGCUUUCUGCUGGAUCGCUGGUGUUAAAGUGGGGUUUGGGG
Grus americana (Whooping crane) is the source of this 1015-nucleotide messenger RNA. RefSeq names its product death domain-containing membrane protein NRADD-like. Gene Ontology annotation, cellular component: plasma membrane; cell surface. Gene Ontology annotation, biological process: Rho protein signal transduction. The transcript has 5 exons. Lineage: Eukaryota; Metazoa; Chordata; Aves; Gruiformes; Gruidae. Bases 128 to 946 code for a protein of 272 amino acids. The record is from RefSeq and is a predicted model, not a curated record. Gene Ontology annotation, molecular function: death receptor activity; nerve growth factor binding; coreceptor activity.